Messenger RNA from Camelina sativa (false flax), 1093 nucleotides. RefSeq names its product ethylene-responsive transcription factor RAP2-3. Gene Ontology annotation, biological process: ethylene-activated signaling pathway; regulation of DNA-templated transcription. Gene Ontology annotation, molecular function: DNA binding; DNA-binding transcription factor activity. The record is from RefSeq and is a predicted model, not a curated record. Lineage: Eukaryota; Viridiplantae; Streptophyta; Magnoliopsida; Brassicales; Brassicaceae.
AGGCAUUUAUUCUGGUUGGGGCCUAUAAAAUGCAUUUCACCUGCACCGUAGCAAAAACCUCCUCUUGAAACCCGAAAAAUAAAACAAACAGAGAGAAGAAGAUGUGUGGCGGUGCUAUUAUUUCCGAUUUUGCCCCUCUCGUCACCAAGGCCAAGGGUCGUAAACUCACGGCGGAGGAACUCUGGUCAGAGCUCGAUGUUUCCGCUGGUGACAACUUCUGGGGUUUCGAUUCCACCUCCAAGUUCCAUCCCACCAACCAAGUUAACGUGAAAGAGGAGGAGGCGAAGAAGGAGCCGGCGACGACGGAGAAGCGGAGGAAGAGGAAGAAUGUUUACAGAGGGAUAAGGAAGCGUCCAUGGGGAAAAUGGGCGGCGGAGAUUCGAGAUCCACGAAAAGGUGUCAGAGUCUGGCUUGGGACGUUCAACACGGCGGAGGAAGCUGCCGUGGCUUACGACGUAGCGGCGAAACGGAUCCGCGGUGAUAAAGCCAAGCUCAACUUCCCAGAUCUGACUCAUCAUCCUCCUCCUCCUAUUCCUCCGCAGGUGUUGUCAUCACCCUCCGUGUCAUUAACUGAUCAUCAGCCUCCGGCGAAGAAGCUCUGCGUAGUAUCUCAGAGCGAGUUAAUAACUCAGCCGAGUUACUCGGUGGAGUGCGUUGGGUUUGGGAACGGGGACGAGUUUCAAGAACCGAGUUACGGGUUUGAGACUGAUUACGAUCUGAAACAGCAGAUAUCGAGCUUGGAGUCGUUCCUUGAGCUGGACGCUACCACGGCGGAUGAGCAGCUGAGUCGACUCGAUGAGUCGGUUUCCGAGGUGGAUUUGUGGAUGCUUGAUGAUGUCAUCGCGUCGUAUAAAUGAAAUGAAGUAAUAAGUAAAAACAAAGAUUGCAUUAUAUUAUGUUAUGUAACAGCCGUUACUUGUUAAGCUUUUUACCGUUACAUGAUGCAACUGCUGCUGAUGAUGUCUGGGUGGUGUAAUGUUGUGACUCAAAUCGUGCGUUAUAUUACGGUUUGUGUUAUUGUUAUUCUCUAUUAUGGAAACCUUACAUAGUGUGUAAUGUAAAUAUAGAUUUGUAAUAACAACUUUUAAACACA